UACUAAUAUGGCCGCCGAAUGUAGCCUUUACCUCACUAAGAUGGCGGCUGGACUUGCAGCGUUUAAUGUUUGUUCAGAGCUGUCGGAAUUAAAUUGACCUUUAUCAACAUGGAUAAGAAAAAGAAAACGUUCGAUGUGACGGCAGCGUCGCUGGUGGAUCUGAAGGCAGAACUUUACCGGAAACAGGAGGAAUUCAAACAGGAUAAACUUUUGAAAGAAGCAGGGGCUCCAUUUAAAGCAAAACCAGUGAACAAGAAGCCAACUAUCUGGACCAAGCAAAAUGCAGGGGUUUUAAGUCGGGCUGAGAAGGACAUAGAAGAAAGCAUUGAGGAACAGCAGACUCUCGAUAAAUCAAAGCAGAGGCUAGAGGAAAAAGCAAAACUUUAUGAACAGAUGACAAAAGGAGACUUACCAGAUGAAGAAACAGAAAGUAUGUACUUGGUCGAUUUCACACAGAAGAUUUUCGACAAGCAGAAAGAGUUACAGGCUCUACGUGAGGGUGAAGCAGCAAAGAAGACGGUGGAGUGUGAGCAAGAUGAGGACUCAGUGCCUGAGUCGGAAAUUCCAGCACCACAGAACCCUGAUGAGGAAUGGGUUGACUACGUAGAUUCCUUAGGCCGAUCCAGAAGAUGCAUGAAGAAAGAUUUGUCAGGACUGCUUGCUAUGGACAAGGAUCUCAGAGGAGCAAGACAGGAAGUGGAAAAGAAAACGUUGCUUUCUGAAGACAUGAGAAGGGAGCUUCAGCGGCAGCAGUGGGAAAGAGAGGAAGAGGAGGCACUGAACAGACCCAUUGGACCAGUGCAUUAUGAGGACAUCCGUCAAAAUGAGGCCCGAGAGCUGGGUGUAGGUUAUUUUGCCUUUGCUCGUGAUGAAAGUGCCAGGAAGAAGCAGAUCGAAACACUUGACAUGCUGAGAGAACAGACAAUGGAUCAAAGAACCAAACGAGAGAAACUGAAAGAGAAGCGCAAAGCCAUGUUGAGUGCUCGCUUGGCGAAGGUUCGUCAGAGGAAGAUGAAGAAACUGCAAGGUGAUGGGAUUGAAGAUACUGUGGAGCUGCCAGAGCAGAAUGAAACAGAUGAUGAUACUGAGGCAUCGAUCUCCAUGCCAGUACAACCAAGUGUAACACAGAUUGAAGUGACCUCUACAAAGAAUAAGGUGGAGGUCAUUACACAGGAGCGGAAGGACACAAAACCUGGUGUGCCACACAUCCGGGAAUGGGACAAAGGGAAAGAGCUACUGUUUGGACAUUGGUCUGGGAAUCGGCCAGAUCCCAGGGAUGAAAGGCUACCAGAGUUUGCGCCACCUUCGGAGUAUUAUAGUGGUCUGAAGAAGACAAGUAACUAUAGAGACUGGCAGAAGGGACAACCCAGAUAUUCCUACCAGCAACCUCAGCCUGAUGAGGGACAGCAGUAUACAAAUGUGGGAAAGUCACAAGCCAAUUUGGAACAGAAUCAGUCAGCAAGAAUCAGCUCCCUGGAGGAUAUGCUGGCUUAUUACAAACAUUCAACCUAAGGCCUGCUGAACAAACUAGAGCCUGUACCCUUAACCUGGCUGUCAAAACUUGCAGAUCAGAUUAAAAUCUUUUCCAUGCUG
Messenger RNA from Chiloscyllium plagiosum (whitespotted bambooshark), 1593 nucleotides. It is a transcript of the gene ccdc174, whose product is annotated as coiled-coil domain containing 174. The record is from RefSeq and is a predicted model, not a curated record. NCBI's taxonomy places the organism in Eukaryota, Metazoa, Chordata, Chondrichthyes, Orectolobiformes, Hemiscylliidae. Gene Ontology annotation, cellular component: nucleus.